UUCAGAGAGAGUACACUUUGUGCUUUGAAGGCGAAAUCUCUGUAUUUUCUCCAUGAUUUUGAGAUGAACAAGAAGCAUGAAUACAAAGCGCAAGCUCUUCUGCAAAAUCGCGGAUGCGAUGGAUGCUGCUGCUAGGGCCAAAAUUUUAGAAAAUGCCGUUGAAUCAUGUAAGGAAAUUCGUUCCUUCAGUCAUCAUGAAGGUUGAAGCCCGAUAAGUUCUUGAUGGUCGAGGAAGUUCGACUGCUGAAGCGGACUUGUAUUAUUCGUCUGCAUCAAUUCUACAGGCAUUUUUUGGCCUACUCUCGAGAAAUUUUUUUGAAAACAAGGAUAUGGUGUUUUGACCGUGUUCGAGCUGAACCGAAAAAGAAGGUGGAAUGCGAAAGACAUGAUGUAGGCGCUGCUGUAACACACAGGAUGUCCGCAGUUCUAGCUCCUCGUGGUGACCCGAUCCUUGCAGAUCCGAGUUCCCUGCCUUAUCGCGAUGCUCGUUCAGCAGCUGGUAGCAGCAGUAGCAGCAGUGACCUGUCGGUUCUUGAUGAUUCCGAUGACCAGUCGUGGCACUCGGUUUUCGACUCCACGGCUUGGGGAUCUCAUGGCGACGGCCUGUUUUCCGGCGAGAUUGAGGGCGUUCCGGACGCUGAGACGGGUGGUUUCAUCUCGGGAAGCUCGUCGGAGGUGGAUUUGGAGAGUGGGGAUUUGGAGGUGAAGGUGCAUUUGGGGAAGAUCGAAAGGGAUUGCAGAAUUUGUCACUUGGAACUGGAAAGCGGCGGCGGAAGAGAUCAUAAUGAUACUCCGAUUCUGCUUGGUUGUUGCUGUCGUGGUGAUUUGGGUACCGCUCACAAGCAUUGUGCUGAGACUUGGUUCAAAAUCAAAGGAAAUACAAUUUGUGAGAUAUGUGGAGCAACUGCACAAAAUGUUGCAAGUCAACAAAUAAAUGAACCGAGCAAUGCGGCUGCUGCUGCUGCUGCUGCAGUAGCAUCCUCAGCUAUGACAGCACCCCUAACUCUCGUCGAGACUCGAACGAUCUUUCAUGGUCGACGCAUUAUGAACUUCCUGCUUGCUUGCAUGCUCCUUGCAUUUGCAAUGUCCUGGCUUUUUCACUUCAAGUUAAUGUCAUAGGCUUAGGAAGAUCGCCAGUAGAAGAAAACUGGGGGAAUUCCAAGUUCUGUAGGCCUUUGUACAUAUAAUUACACUUUGUUUAGUUAAUUUUGAUGAGGUUGGUUUCAUUAGAGGCA
This is a messenger RNA of Cucurbita pepo subsp. pepo (vegetable marrow), 1235 nucleotides long. The record is from RefSeq and is a predicted model, not a curated record. NCBI's taxonomy places the organism in Eukaryota, Viridiplantae, Streptophyta, Magnoliopsida, Cucurbitales, Cucurbitaceae.